GAUUUCAUCGUUAAAAGUUAACGACGAAACAAUAUUCCGUCGUUAAUCGUUAACGACGAACCGAUAAUUCCAUCGUUAAUGCUUAACGACGAAACCGUAAUUCGUCGUUAAUAAACAUUAUUUAUUAACGAUGAACAUCAUCGUUAAAGCCAAUAACGACGAAACCUUUUACAACGAACAUCAUGCCCGUCGUUAAAGGUUUUAACAACGAAAAUUGAAGCUUUUAACGACGAAAUUGUUCGUCGUUAAAUGUCCUUUUUCUAGUAGUGAAAUUUAGGGUAACAAGAGUAAGUUGUAAAAAGCAUGGAAUGAGAGUGUUAUUGCCAAAAUGAGUAUUUUCGUCUCCUUAGACUGAUCUAGCUAAGCCAUUUUAUAGGCUUUACAUAAUGAAAUGUAACGUAUGGACAAUAAAUGUACAUAAUUGGAUAUUAAGUAGAUAAUUAAGGCUGCUGGUGAAGGAAAUAAUGCCCUUGGUCCAAGUAUGCAUUCAAUGUUAAGUCUAAUAAAUGCGGUUCAGUAUUAAUUAACAAGUUAAUAAUUCAGUGAGAUCAAGUGAGCUGAAUGCCUAGCUAGAGGCCGCUUCAGUUCAAGUGGAAUUAAUGAUAUUAAUCCACAGCUUACUCUUGACUGAACCCGUAGGGUCACACAAAUAGUAUGUAAACGGAUCAAGUAUUUAAUGGCAUUAAAUACUCCAUCUAUGGAUAUUCGGAAUCGACGGAUCUUGGUUUCAGUGGGAGCUGAGAUCGUCACAAGCAAGUGAAUACUCCGGAAACGAUGAUAUUGCCGGAAACGGAAAUAUGGAUCGUAUCGGAAAUAUAAAUAUUAUCCAAGUCGUAGAUGUUGCCGGAAACGGAAACAUGGUACGUAUCGGAAAAUAUUAUCGGAAAUGGAAAUAUUGCCGGAAUCGGAAAUAUUGCCGGAAACGGAAAUAUUGUCAGAAUCGGAAAUAUUAUCGGAAUCGGAAAAUAAUUCCGGAAACGGAAAUAAUAAAUAUUUGUUCGAAACGGAAAUUAAUUCCGGAAUCGGAAAUAUUAAAUAUUGUUCGUAUCGGAAAUGAAUUCCGGAACCGGGAAUUUAAUCGGAAGCGUAUCGUACGAAUUAGCAUCGGACGAGUCCUGCCGGACGAAGGCCCAGCACGAAGCCAGGCCAUCGCCCAGCAAGCAAGACGCGCGCCAACGCCCAGCCCAAGGCAGCGCCAGGCCCACCGUAAGGCAGGCCCAGCGCGCCAAGGCGUGGCUGCGUAGCGUGGGCUGCGUAGCGUGGGCCAAGCGCACGCACGCGUGGGCGCCCUCGUGGCUCCGUGCGUGUGUGUGUUUGUGUCCAUGCACAAUUCCUAAAUCUAUUAGGAUUUGGUGUAUGAUUAAAUUCCUAUUCCUAAAAGGAUUAUUUAAUUAAUUAGAGUCCUUAUAGGAUUCUAAGUUUAAUUAAAUCGUAUCCUACUAGGAUUCCAAUUCCCUUUCCAAACCUCUAUAAAUAAGGGUCUAGGGUCAUAAUUUAUGUACAUGGGAUUGAAGUAUUCUAAGGGUAAGUUUUGAAAGAAAAUAAGCCAAACACUUGCAAACACUUAACAGAAUUUCCUAGUAACCUUAAGGGCGAUUCUAGUUGGUCUAACUUGAGGCGGAUCCGGACGUACUGUGGACUAUCUACGGAGGGACGACAUUUGGAGUCCUAAAGGCUUGUUCUUGUUCGGUUCGGGCGCAGCUAGGGAGGGCACGCUACAAAGUGUAUGCUCCUAAAUUAUGCUAAAUGAUUAUGUGUAAAUAAUAUGUUUCCUGGCUUUAUGGUGUUUCCGCAUGAUUUAUGUUUUGUCAUAUGAAUCAUAAUCUAACAGCUGGGAACGGCUCGUAACCGUUGCCCCUACCCUAGCCUUUGAGAGCAAGAUGGAAGGUCGCUCUGUCACGCCUCGCUGGCAGCCACGUGUGCUCCACCUGGCACAUCUGACAAUGUCAUCAAGAGGGUAUUUUCCCCCCUAACAAGCAUACCCUUCAUAUGUGGUAAAUAACAAUGGUGCAACUAGGCACAAUAUAGCCUUGUCCUCCUCCUCGAUUUUCAUAUCCAAACUCGCCAAUUAGGUGAUCAAGCCAUUAAACUUAUUUAGAUGAUCUUGUAGUGUGAUGUGUUCCUCCAUCUCGAGUGAAUAAAGGUCCUUUUCAAGAACAACAUGUUGGCCAAUGACUUAGAUGCGUACAUCUUAAUCAAUUUAUCCCACAACUCUUUUGGAUUAUUAUCCUUUAAGACGUUGUACUUGAUCUCCGGUGCAAGAGUCAAUCUAUUCGUACUAGUAGCCCGUAGUUGCAUAUCCUCCCACUUGUCCUUGUCCACCAAAUCAAGCUUCUUAUCUUCCAAAGUCUUGUGAAGACCUUGAUGUAUAAGAAUAUCCUUAAUUGUACUUUGCCUUAAUGAGAAAUUCGUCUUCCCAAUAAAAAGUUCUACCUUGUACUUGUUCCCAAAAUCAUCCAUGGCUAAACACAGCUCUUGAUACCAAUUUGUUAUAACCAAACGCGUGCCACAAACUAUUGGGAACAAACCCUGCAAAUACAAUAUAGAACAAAUAGCAAAAACAAUAAUAAAAGAGACAAGUAUUUGUGAGGAAAUUUAGAUUUCCUCCCCUCAAAUAUUAUCGUAUUAUGAAGUUCCUGCAAAAUAAAACAAUAACCCCUCAAUUGAUGAUUCCUCUCACCAAUUUUUCCCUCUUAUUUUCUAGCUAGGCCUAAAUCCUCUUUUGUAGGCUAAAACCCUCGUCUACUAUAAUUAUACUUGCUCCCCAAGUCUAAAUAAUUGUAGAGAUUGUUACAUACCAAAAUACUAUUAGUUUCCUAAUUACAAUUCUACGUAAACAAGGAAACAACAUAUAAACCAAACAAGACUUAUAUUUGACUCCAAAUCUGUUUCGUAUUCUUGUCGACUUAACUAAGUUGUGUUUAAUUCCUAACAGUUAUUUCGUAAGUAGCAUGUGAUAUCUGAUAACAUAAGAGAUCCACCUCUCCGACCCUUAGCUCGUCAAUUGUUUUUUGAUAAUUUGUGGGAGAAGCUUGGUUAAAAUACUACGAGCGAUUUCCGUCAAUAAUGCACAAAGAUAAGUUAAUUCCCAAAAUACGUUACUUUUUUUGUUAAUUCCCACCAUACCGUCCACGUCAGCAUAGUGAACCGGUCUUUUUUUUUUUUAAAAUAAGCAGCGCAAAACCGCCAUCUGAGAUAGCGGUUCAUGGGGGUUAACCGCUAUCUGAGAUAGCGGUUCCUGUUUAAUGAACCGCCAUCUCAGAUAGCGGUUCCUGUUUAAUGAACCGCCAUCUCAGAUAGCGGUUUACCACUUAUCACUUACCUCCAGGAAGCAAAUUCAAAAAAUCAAAAGCACAAAAAAAACCCCGCUUUGUUCUGCGUCUCUCUCUCUGUCUCCAUCGUCCUGCGGUUAACCCGCCGUCGUCCCUGUUUCUCUCUCCACCGGCCGGCUCGCCGUUAGCCGACCUCAUUCCUCGCCCUACCUCCGGCCGUCGCGUCGAGCCUCCUCACCCACAACGGAUUCUCGAGUCUCUUUCUCACCCUUCUCCAUCGUUCCUCCGUUUCGAAAUUGUUCCUCAGCCCUUGCCGGCUGUCGGACCUCUUCCUCACCACCACCAGCCGUCGAGCCUCCUCAUCAGCCACCAAAGCCGUCGAGCUUCUUUCUCACCCACCACCGGUCGUCGGUGGUUCGAAAUCAGGUCUCAUGGAGCCGACGAUCCAUCCCGGCCCACGUGAUACUUCGGUUUUGACGUUGCAGGCGGAGCAUAGGAGUGAGGAUGUUUGGGGAGGGGGUAUGGACAGGCUUUUGACGUGUCGGGAGCACGUGCUUGGUUUAGGAGAGUGGGUGAUACAUGAUCGAGUCUUGGAGUUUGUUAGAUUAGCAGGGUUCUAUGGUGUACAUAGAUUGGUUGGUGGUGGAUUAGCCUUAGAUAGGUCUUUGAUCACAGCAUUGAUUGAGAGAUGGAGACAGGAGACGCACACUUUUCAUUUGGCUGUUGGUGAGGCUACUAUUACUCUGCAGGAUGUCGCUGUUUUGUUGGGGCUCAGAGUUCAUGGGGCUCCUGUCACAGGGGAUGGUACUGGGGUGUGGUCAGCUUUAGUCGAGGAGUUGUUAGGGAUACGACCAGAGCCUGGUGAUGAUGGAAAACCUGUUCUCCAGGGUUCAUCAUUGAGGAUGACUUGGUUGAGGCGACACUUCAGUCAGGGCCCCCCUGAUGACGCUGCUGAUAUUGUUUAUGAGAGGUUUAGCCGAGCAUAUAUUCUUGCACUUAUGGGGUCCAUUUUGUUUGCUGAUAAGAGCGGUGAUGCCGUGCAGCUCGUCUACUUGCCAUUGAUUCGCGACUUGCGUAGAGAUGGGACAUACAGCUGGGGGAGUGCGACCCUUGCUUAUUUGUAUCGACAGAUGUGUCGAGCCGCUCGUAGACGAUCCCGUGACAUUGGUGGUCCACUUAUACUUCUGCAGUUAUGGUCAUGGGAGCAUAUUCACAUUGGUCGUCCGAGGAUUUCGAGAGUUCGCGAUGCUCCACCUCCUGACCCAGAGCAUCCUAUUGAGGUCGACGAUCCAUCUAUUCUUGGUACUCAGCAUCAGCGUGGAGUGGACCCCUUAGCAUGCAGUUGGCUUAGAGUUCACUUUUCAUGUGGCCAUACAGCUAGUGGACUCUCUUUCUUUAGGGAUGCACUUGACCAUCAAAAGGAGACACAGAUGACUUGGCAGCCAUAUUCAGAGACGGUUACUUGGUUUACUACCCGAGAUUUGUAGAUGUGAUAGAGAUAUAUGGCGCUCAGUUGUACCGUUGAUUUGCUUUGACAUUGUUGAGUACCACUACCCAAAUCGAGUGAUGCGUCAGUUUGGAUUGGAACAGUCAGUUCUCGUUGCGUGUGACACGAGUGUUGAUCUUCAUAAUGUGGAUCGACGGCAUAAAAACAAGAAGUUUGAAGAGAUGCAUCGCAAAUAUGUGGAGGAGUGGCGUGAUCGUGAGAGUCGGAUUGUUCAAGGCACUCCUUUUGCCGGUCAUCGUGAGAGGAUGAAGGAGUAUAUGGAUUGGUAUUGUAGCAUCACGAGACUCCUCAUUACUCCUGUUACACGAUCACCCCCCACCACUCAUUAUCAGCCGUCUUCCUCUGAUAUUAUUUUGUCACAUGCAUUGGCUGAUCUUGCCUCAAGAUGCACUCGAGCUGUGGAUUCUGCGUUAGAGUUACCUCCCAGUUUGGCCCUUCCUCUCACUCUUGAUACGUUACGCAAUUUGAGUUCCUCUUGCAUUGAGACCUUAUCAAGAGUGGGGCAAGAACAUAUCCUCCAACAAUAUGAUUUAGCCUCGUCUCAGUGUACACCCGACACCUCCACCUCACAUGUUUCUCGAGGGCGUGGUUUUCGACCACCACGUGCACGCCCUCCACCACUUACUCCUCCUCUACGCCCUCUAGCACUUACUUCUCCACACCCUCCACCACCACCUUCUCCACGCCCUCCACCACCACCUUCUCCACGCCCUCCACCUCUUACUCCUCCUGCAUCUCCGCCAGCAUCACAAGUUAUUUCAUCUCCUCCUUUGCAGCUUCUCACUUACCGGCGACAAAAGGGUUGCUCUCCUAGUCAACGUCCCGAGCCAAUUGCCGAGGAGGAUGAGUCCUCAUUUUCAUCGUCCGAGCAUUCAAAGAAACAACGUAGAACUUAGAUUUGAGCUACAUUAGAAAUUUUGUGUAAUCUUUUGUUCUUUUUGCUAGUAUUGGAACUUUUAGAACUUUUAGAAACUCAUGUGUCAUUAUUGGAACGAUUGAACUUUUGGAAAUUUUUUGUUUGCACUCUUCUAUUUUGUUGCAUAAGUGUUAUGGUUUGGUUGGUUGGUAUGAUUUGUGGAGGUUGUUGGAGUUGGAUUAUAGACGUUGGAGUCGGAUUAUAGACGUUGUUGGAGAUCUUGGAUUUGUUUACAGGUUGUUGGAGUUGGACUAUUUGGCAGAAGAUCUCAGCCCAUUUUCUGGCUGAACACUGGAAACUGCAAGCUUGGAUGCAGGGGGCAUUAUGAACCG
Molecule: messenger RNA, 6027 nt
Organism: Spinacia oleracea (spinach)
Lineage: Eukaryota; Viridiplantae; Streptophyta; Magnoliopsida; Caryophyllales; Amaranthaceae
Product: serine/threonine-protein phosphatase 7 long form homolog
Exons: 5
Coding region: 3704-4759 (351 amino acids)
Biological process (GO): meristem development; meristem maintenance
Molecular function (GO): zinc ion binding
Source: RefSeq, a predicted model, not a curated record